This is a messenger RNA of Drosophila persimilis, 5739 nucleotides long. RefSeq names its product protein strawberry notch (gene sno). Gene Ontology annotation, cellular component: nucleus. The record is from RefSeq and is a predicted model, not a curated record. Gene Ontology annotation, molecular function: histone binding; chromatin DNA binding. Lineage: Eukaryota; Metazoa; Arthropoda; Insecta; Diptera; Drosophilidae. The transcript is spliced from 12 exons. Gene Ontology annotation, biological process: regulation of DNA-templated transcription. The coding region runs from base 23 to 5215 and encodes 1730 amino acids.
ACAAAACAAUUGCAGCGCCAAAAUGACAUCAAAAAAGCGGAAAGCCUUUUUGGACGGCGUCGACGACGACGACGACGAUAAUUUUGAUGAAGAGGACUCUGGCUCCGAUUUUGACGAUGAUGAAGAUCCAGAUCUAAUAGAAGUGCCUGGUGGCGGUCGCGAUCUGAACACAGCUGUUACCUACGCCCAGAACAUACGCAGCGGUGUGGGCGUAACGAAGGGUCCAGCGGGCAGCAAUAGCAAUAGCAGCAGCGAUACCAAAACCAUUACCAUCAGCAAUCAUAACAACAACAAUAAGCCCACUUCCCUGCUGCGAACCAACAACAAUAAUAUCACCACCAGCAGCAGCUAUAAUAUUAAGAUUGGAGUGCCGGGAACAGCCGCAGCCGGAUUGAAAGGAGUACCAAUAGUGAAAGCAGUCGGAGCCGGAGCCGGAGCCGCAGCCGGAGCCGGAACGGUGGGGCUAGAACUGACGUCCAAAGGAUCAGUACCGAUAAUAGCCAGAAAAGUAGGAUUAGAGAAUAGUUUAAACAAUAUGCCAAAGAAAUUGACGGCCAUGGGCCCCACUCUACCACCCGCAGCAAGGACCAGCAGCUCGGUCCCGGGCACAACCACUGCCACUGCCACUGCCACUGCCACCGCCACUCCCCACUUUAAUGCGGGGGCCGGCGGCGGUGGGGGCGGUGGGUCCGCCAGCAGCUACCUGAGCAGCGGCGCCGGCAGCUACCUGAACAGCCUCUCCACCAACGAACUGAUGAACCUCGCCGCCUACGUGGCCUCCAAGGGUGGCAGUGCCUCGCCCUCGCACUCGCACUCCUCCACAUCCACAUCCACCUCCACAUCAACCUCCAGUGGCGGCGCCUCCAACUUCUAUGCGUCAGCAAUGGGCGGUGGCGGUGGCGGUGGGAGUGGGAGUGCUGGUGGUGCUUCUGCCGCUAAUUUCAAUAUGGCCGCGUCUUUACUGGCGCAGAUGAGCUAUGCCGGCGGCGCUGCAGGUCAAGGUGCAGGUGGUGUUGCCCUGCCGGUGGUGCGUCCCUUCAAGGGAGCUGUUUCCAAGGUGGCCAUGCCACCAGCGAGCGCCACAGCUGCAGCAGCAGGAGGGGGAGCCGGAGGAGGAGCACCUACUGGCGGCGGUGGCACAAAGGGCAGCACAUCGAUGAUGGAGGCUGUCCAGAAACUGAUUGCCAUGAAUCCGGAAUAUCUGACCAGCGGCAUACCCAACAAUGUGUUCCAGAUGUUCAUGCAAUCAAUGAAGCGUACCCCCUCGCCAGGCACCUCCUUGAUGUCCGGCACCAGUCCCGGGCCCAUGUCGAUGUCCAUGUCCAUGUCGAUGCAGCAGUCCAUGCAGCAGGCCCAGGCCAAUGCAGCAGCAGCCUCCGCCGCCGCCGCAGCGGCUGCCUAUGUUCAGCAGGAGGAGGACGAAGUGGACUACGAGGAGAUGGGUGUGGCCGAGACAUAUGCCGAUUACUGGCCAGCCAAACUGAAGCUGGGCAAAAAGCAUCCCGAUGCUGUGGUGGAGACCGCCUCUCUCAGCUCUGUGGAGCCCUGCGAUGUCUACUACAAGAUGUCGAUACCCAACGAAACGAUCAGUUCGGGACAGCUGAGCGCCCUGCAGCUGGAGUCCAUAACGUAUGCCUCGCAGGCGCACGAUCACCUGCUGCCGGAUGGCAGUCGUGCUGGCUUCCUCAUUGGCGAUGGCGCUGGCGUGGGCAAGGGUCGCACCAUUGCGGGCAUCAUCUAUGAGAACUUUCUCAAGGGACGCAAGAAGGCGCUGUGGAUAUCCGUAUCGAAUGAUCUGAAGUACGAUGCCCAGCGGGAUCUCAUCGAUAUUGGAGCCUCUCGUAUUGGUGUGCAUCCAUUGAAUAAAUUCAAAUACGCCAAAAUCAGCUCCGAUGUGAACAACAAUGUGAAACGCGGCGUAAUCUUCAGCACGUACUCGGCCCUCAUUGGGGAAUCGAACAACAAGACGGGCAAGUAUCGUUCGCGCUUCCGCCAGCUGUUGCAGUGGUGUGGCGAGGAUUUCGAGGGUCUGAUCAUCUUCGAUGAGUGCCACAAGGCCAAGAAUCUGUGUCCCGUGGGCUCCGGCAAGCCCACAAAAACCGGACAAACUGUCCUCGAGCUGCAGCAAAAGUUACCCAAGGCCCGUGUGGUCUAUGCCUCCGCCACGGGCGCCUCAGAGCCCAAGAAUAUGGCCUAUAUGGUCCGACUGGGAUUGUGGGGUCAGGGCACGGCAUUUGGCAAUUUCAAUGAUUUUAUCACAGCCGUAGAGCGACGCGGUGUUGGUGCCAUGGAAAUCGUUGCCAUGGACAUGAAGCUACGCGGCAUGUACAUUGCCCGCCAGCUGAGCUUCAAGGGCGUCAGCUUCAAGAUCGAAGAGGUGCCCCUCACCAAGGAAUUCCGAAAGAUCUACGACCAGUCUGUGGAGCUCUGGGUGGAGGCCAUGCAGAAGUUCACGGAGGCCGCCGAACUGAUUGACGCCGAGAGUCGCAUGAAGAAGACCAUGUGGGGGCAGUUCUGGUCAUCGCAUCAGCGUUUCUUCAAGUAUCUGUGCAUUGCCGCGAAGGUCAAUCACGCGGUGCUGGUGGCCCGUGAGUCCAUCAAGUACGGCAAGUGUGUGGUCAUCGGUCUGCAGUCCACGGGGGAGGCCAGAACCCUGGAUCAGCUAGAGCGCGAUGAUGGAGAGCUAACGGACUUUGUGUCGACGGCCAAAGGUGUUUUCCAGUCGUUUGUGGAGCGACAUUUUCCGGCGCCCGAUCGCAAUCGCAUCAAUCGCAUUCUUGGCCUUUACGAUGACACACCAACGCCCCUGUCUGCCGGCACGGAGACAGCCGCCUCGAACAACAACAACAACAACAAUAAUAAUGGCAAAAACGGGGGACGAGGCAAGCGAAAGGGCGACGGCGUCCAGACUAAAUCGUCGCAGAAGAAAAAGAAAAUGAGCGCAGGAGCCGCCUGGCAAAUGAGCGACAGCGACGAGGAGGCAGCCCGCACGCCCAGUCGGGACUUUGGGGCCAACUCGAACAGCGACAGCGAGGGGGCCGACAGCGAGACUUUUGCCGAAGACGACGACGAGGAGGAUGAGGACGAGGACGAGGAGGAUGCCGACGAGGAGCUCGAUCGGGAUAGCGAUCGCAGGAGCGUGGCCAGCGACGCCAGCUCCGAUUUCAAUCCGUUCUUCAGUGGCAGCGACAGCGACAUUGAUCCCUGGGUGAACGCGCGCAGCAAGAAGCCCACAAAGAAGGUCCAGAAGAAGGUCAAGAAGAAGGUGAAGAAGGAAAAGAAGGAGUCCCAGCCAGCAUCCGCUUCCACCCCCGCACUAUCUGCGACAACUGGCGAAGCCAGCGCCAGCAGCAGCUCCGUGAUGUCCCCCGCUGUGGUGGCCGCUCUGACGGCGGCCAAGACCCGCAAGUCGCAGCAAUCAACGCAGGACAAGAUCCAGGAUCUGCUGCAAAAGAAACAAGAGCUCAAGGGCACCGUCACCCCCGUGGGCGUCAAUGGGGUGAAGCUGAACUACGGCCCACCGCCCAAGGAUGCCAUCGAGCGCGCCUGCACCAUGAAGGAGGAGCUGCUGCGCAAGAUCGAGCGUCUCGGCUCCCGCCUGCCACCGAACACACUCGACCAGCUGAUCGACGAGCUCGGAGGACCCGACAACGUGGCCGAGAUGACCGGUCGUCGGGGCCGUGUCGUCCAAAACGAAGAUGGCUCCAUUCAGUACGAGUCGCGCACGGAGUCCGAUGUGCCACUGGAGACGCUGAAUAUCACGGAGAAGCAGCGCUUCAUGGACGGCCAAAAGGACGUGGCCAUCAUCUCCGAGGCCGCCUCCAGCGGCAUUUCCCUGCAGAGCGAUCGUCGGGUGUUCAAUCAGCGCCGUCGUGUCCAUAUCACCCUGGAGCUGCCGUGGUCCGCCGAUCGGGCGAUCCAGCAGUUUGGACGCACCCAUCGCUCCAAUCAGGUCAAUGCCCCCGAGUAUAUAUUCCUUAUUUCGGAUCUGGCCGGCGAGCGACGCUUCGCCUCGACGGUGGCCAAGCGCCUGGAGUCGCUCGGGGCCCUCACUCACGGCGAUCGUCGUGCCACCGAGACGCGCGACUUGUCCCAGUUCAAUAUCGACAACAAGUACGGCCGUCAGGCCCUCGAGACGGUGAUGCGCACCAUUAUGGGCUACGAGGCGCCGCUGGUGCCGCCGCCCACCGACUACAACGGGGAGUUCUUCAAGGACAUUGCUGGAGCCCUGGUGGGUGUGGGGAUCAUUGUGAACAGCGAGAGCAAUCCGGGCGUGCUCAGUCUGGACAAGGACUACAAUAACAUAUCAAAGUUUCUCAAUCGCAUCCUCGGCUGUCCUGUGGACCUGCAGAAUCGUCUGUUCAAGUAUUUCACCGACACCAUGACGGCCAUCAUUAAUCAGGCGAAGCGUGGCGGUCGCUUCGAUUUGGGCAUCGUGGAUUUGGGCGCUGCUGGUGAGAAUGUGAUUCGUGUGCGUCUGAUACGUUUUGUGCGCAAACAUGCCACCGGAGUGGCACCCACAGAGCUGCAUACGGUGCGCGUGGAACGUGGCAUGAUCUGGCAGGAGGCCAUUGACAAAUAUGCUGAUCUGUUCAACGACAACGAGGGCUUCUAUCUGUCGCAUCAGCUGCGAAAUCAGAAGCGCACCGCCAUACUGGUCGUGGUACUCGAACAUCAGCCGCCACGUAACAGCAGCAGUAGCAGCACCAGCACCACCGAUGCAGAUGGAGGUAGCAGCGGCAGCAACAGCAAGAAGAAAAAGUCGCGCAGCAAAAGGGAGAUCAUGUGCCAGAUCUACAGGCCCAAUACGGGCCUGCAGGUGCGCCAUGAAUCGCUCUUCGAGCUGGAGAAGAAAUACCGAAAGGUGGCCAGCGACGAUGCGGAGCCCCACUGGACGGAACAGUACGAUGCAUCGGUGAACACGUGCUCGCACGCCUAUUGGAACGGCAACUGUCGGAACGUGAGCCUCGGCAACGAUUGUGAGGUGGGCCUCAGGCAGCGUCUGUACCAUGUACUGGCCGGAUCGGUGCUGUCCGUGUGGGGACGGGUCGAGCACAUAUUGAAUACACGUUCCAACAGCAAAAUGCAAGUGAUACGCAUGAAGACGACCGAGGGCGAGAAGAUUGUGGGCACAAUGAUACCCAAGUCAUGUUUCGAUCUCCUCAUGAACGAUUUGAGCAGCGAUUCCGAGAAGAAGGAGGAGUUUAACCACUAAGAAGGGAAUGGAACGGAACUGCUCUUUUGCAUUCAUAUAUGCGUGAAAGCAUAACACAGUAGCAACAAUAUAUAUAUAUAUAUAUAUACAGAUAUACAUAUAAAUAUUCAUUAACUUACAUUUAAAUACGAGUACAUAGCAUCGGAAUAUGUAGCGGGAGAUCAACGGACGGACAGCAGCAAAAACGCUUGGAACAGAACAUCCUUCUAUUUUUUUUUUCUUAUUAUUAUUUUUAUUGUCAUUUAAACACAGACUUUAUCGUAUAUAACACACAUGCGCCACCCGCCCUUCCCUGCAAUCGUGAAAUGAUAUACGUGCAUCCAUGUAAUCCAUGAAGAGAAACGACGGACACCCCUUCCCUCCAUAAACCACCCACACCCACACAAGGAUAAAAAGAUAUAUAAUGAAAGGAAUGAAAACGCUUAUCAAUGGACUUUUUCUCAAUGAUUAAAACCUUUAUUUUUAGUUUUAGUUGUACUUUAAAUUAAAAGCUUACAAAAUAAACCGCCACACCUUGUAAACUA